Scatophagus argus is the source of this 2929-nucleotide messenger RNA. It is a transcript of the gene drd2a, whose product is annotated as dopamine receptor D2a. The record is from RefSeq and is a predicted model, not a curated record. Gene Ontology annotation, cellular component: glutamatergic synapse; presynaptic membrane. Gene Ontology annotation, molecular function: G protein-coupled receptor activity; dopamine neurotransmitter receptor activity, coupled via Gi/Go. The transcript is spliced from 8 exons. The coding region runs from base 727 to 2148 and encodes 473 amino acids. Lineage: Eukaryota; Metazoa; Chordata; Actinopteri; Scatophagidae. Gene Ontology annotation, biological process: adenylate cyclase-activating adrenergic receptor signaling pathway; adenylate cyclase-inhibiting dopamine receptor signaling pathway.
UAAGUCUAUCUCAGACCCUGUCAUGAAUGUGUGUUCAGUCAAACAAUUUCUCUUUCAAAUCUCAAUACAGUCCACUACCAGAUGAUGAAAUACUUUAUAUGCACGUUUUCAAUUAGUUACUAAUUACUAAAAAGCGCAGCCGGAGGCGAAGUAAAGAGUGCUGUAUGGAAAUUAUGAGAAGAAAAUAAGGUAAUAUAAGGUUUCACCCAUGCCAGCGACAGUGAAGGAAACAUACGUUCCUGCCGGGAUUUAAACAGAUGUAACCCCGCCUUGAUUUUCCACAGUUCUUUACAGUCGCAGCAUCUCCUGCCUCUGCCAGUACGAAGGUAACUCCGUGCGUAAAGCUGCUGGACACCAGGCGGACACCGCACAGUUUCAACCUCUCCUCCACUCCUCUGAAGACCAAAGCUGAAGAAAGUCAUCCCUCUAGAUUUUCGCUAAACAACAGUUUUAAACCAGUUUUAUUUUUUUUUAUUUCCAUGUAGCCUUUUUUUUUUGGCUCUCAUCUUUUUUUUUUUCCUCCAACGUCUUUCUCUAAUGCCUCGCACCCGAGCUGCUGUACCGACUCGGUUCAUUUCUAAAGAGUAAAGAAUGCGCAAAGCAAAGGAUACAGUGGGAGCUAACUGUGGACGCUCGUGGAUUUAACAGUCGGUGCCUGUAAAAACAAAGAUUCAAUCAAACUUAUGGCGUGAAGGGCCCGUUCUUGGCCUUCGUACCUCACAGCUAAUGGAUGUCUUUACCCAGUAUGCCUACAAUGACAGUUUCUAUGAUAACGGAACAUGGAGCUUCAACGAAACAGACCAAGAGCAGAGGCACCCUUACAACUACUACGCCAUGCUGCUUACUCUGCUCAUCUUCGUCAUCGUCUUCGGCAACGUGCUGGUGUGCAUGGCUGUGUCCAGAGAGAAGGCUCUGCAGACCACCACCAACUACCUGAUCGUCAGCCUGGCUGUCGCUGACCUUCUGGUGGCUACGCUGGUUAUGCCCUGGGUCGUCUACUUAGAGGUAGUGGGAGAGUGGCGCUUUAGCAAGAUCCACUGUGACAUCUUUGUCACUCUGGAUGUGAUGAUGUGUACAGCCAGCAUCCUCAAUCUCUGUGCCAUCAGCAUUGAUCGUUACACAGCAGUUGCAAUGCCAAUGCUGUACAAUACUCGCUACAGUUCCAGGAGACGGGUCACGGUAAUGAUCUCUGUCGUGUGGGUGCUGUCUUUUGCCAUAUCAUGUCCUCUGUUGUUUGGCCUAAAUAAUACAGCUACUCGUGAUGAGUCCUUGUGUGUGAUUGCCAACCCAGCCUUUGUGGUAUACUCUUCCAUCGUUUCCUUCUAUGUUCCAUUCAUCAUCACUCUGCUGGUUUAUGUGCAAAUUUAUGUGGUCCUGAGGAAGCGCAGAAAACGUGUGAACACAAAACCAAAGCAGCGCAUCUGUCAGGCUGCCGAUCCUGACGUGGCCACUUCGCUGAAGCUGUUUUCAUCUCAGGAUAAGUGCACUCAUCCAGAGGAUGUGAGGUUGUGCACCAUGAUUGUUAAAUCUAAUGGGAGUUUUCCUGUCAACAAGAAGAAAGUGAUAUUCAUCAAAGAUGGAGUCAAUGAAGGGGAAGAUCUGGAGCUGGAUGAGCUGAACAACAGCGGCAGCAGCCAGAAGCAGAAGGAGCAGCCACAGUGUGCUCUUGGGGACACUCCGGCCACCAGCCACCAGCUAUUGAUGCCCAACAAGGCCAAUGCUAGCCCCACCUCCACGCCUCCCACACCCCCUGAAGAGAGCCAGAAAGCAGAAAAGAAUGGAGAUCCUACCAAGGAGACCCUGGGGGAUUCAGCUCCUGCUGUGGCCAAAGCCUUCCAGACGCAGGCCCUACCUAAUGGCAAGACUCAGACCUCUGUGAAGACCUUGAGCAAGAGGAAGAUCUCCCAACAGAAAGAGAAGAAGGCCACUCAGAUGUUAGCCAUUGUGCUUGGUGUAUUCAUCAUAUGUUGGCUGCCAUUUUUCAUAACACAUAUCUUGAACACCCACUGCACAAAAUGCAAGGUUCCCGCUGAGAUGUAUAAUGCCUUCACUUGGCUGGGCUAUGUGAAUAGUGCCGUAAAUCCCAUCAUAUACACCACCUUUAAUGUUGAGUUCAGAAAGGCAUUCAUUAAGAUUUUGCACUGCUAAACUGCAACAUAACUUGUCUGAUCAGACUGAGGGAGGAAUGAUGAAUAAAAGCAUCUCUUCUGGCAAAUACCUCAUCCUGUUAAGGAAAAAAACGCAUCACAGGGCGAAACGGCGAUCUGCUUUUUAAAGUUGUGGAGUUGAGUAACUGAAAAACUGACAGUGUCUUAUUGAAAGGCAUGUUGGCUCUUUAUGUUUGUUUGUGGAGUUCCCUGUUCUCCAAAUCACUGAAUGUAAAACAAGAAAAGUCUGUAACAAUGACCUGUUUCAUGGAGAAAAGUAAAAGUGUAACAUUGUUCUCUAAAAUCAUUGUGCUUGUCACGUAAGGAGCCAUCUGUGUAUACCACACACACAUGCAAGUCGCAAACUGCUAUUUAUUGUGUGUGUACUUUAUGUUUUGAUGAUGGAAAUAUUCUGUAAAUCUUAGGUAUCAAGUCAGUGUUCAUUGCAGUGUUAAAACUGAUAUGUGAGCUCUUAAUCUUAAAUCUAAUCUUAAAAUUAUUGAUUGGAAUGUGUGUUAAAUACAAGACACAAUUUACUUGCUGUAUAUUGUGGCUAUGCCAAUAUCCACAUAUUUGCAAUUUUAUAAAUUGAAAGAUCAUAUAUUAUUAUUAUUGUUAUUAUUAUUUGCUGUAUAUAGUUUUUCUUAACACGUUAACUGUGAUUAUAUGCCUGCAAUGGAAAUGUGGUGCAUGCUACACUGCUCCUCUACUUGACUUCUCAUGAAAUGUAUGUUUAACAAAAAAAAUUACAAAAGACGUCCAAUAAAUGAAGUUACGAGACA